This is a messenger RNA of Verruconis gallopava, 1822 nucleotides long. RefSeq lists its product as hypothetical. The record is from RefSeq and is a predicted model, not a curated record. Gene Ontology annotation, molecular function: oxidoreductase activity. The transcript has 4 exons. Lineage: Eukaryota; Fungi; Ascomycota; Dothideomycetes; Venturiales; Sympoventuriaceae. The coding region runs from base 770 to 1462 and encodes 230 amino acids.
UUUUUUUUUUUCCCUUCGAACCUUUUCCAGCCACCCGGCUAUUCGCUGCUUCUCGCUGCUUCGACAGCCCAAACUCUCUGCAUCUCCGUCUCCUUUGUCUCCUUUCAUAGCCGUUUCGCCUUGUUGCCCAAGAAACCGUCUCUCUGUGAUGGCCAAUCAAACAUUUUCCCUCGCUUCGCAAAUCAAGGUCAGCUUCGGAUUGUGACACUGUUCGAUUUAUAGAAAAAAAAAAACUACGUAUGCAAAACUGACAGGUCGUUGGUAGCUGUACGAUGGUAUUAGCAUGCCCCGGAUCCAUCUUGGGGUUUACCUUAUGUCAGGCCCGGAGGCAAAGGAGGCCUGUCAGAUAGCUUUGGAAGUGAGUCUCUUUUCAUUCCGGUUCCCCGACCCUCCAUCGCGAGGUGCGAAAAAUCGAUGGAUGUACAGGUAGCGUCUUUGAUUGGUUGGCCUGACAUGUACGGAUUCCAAGCUUUGGAGCAUGCACAAGGCGGAAGACCUGCAAGAUCUCAAGACAGGUCGAAGAUCGUGCAGAUAUAGCAGCGGUGGGCAGUAGAUCGAUUGAAAGCGUCCAAGUACUGUUUGAGAACCUGCCUCCAUUGCAAGCGUUCAUCACCAGCCGUUACAAUUUUGCGGGGUUUUCUUGACACUACGAGCGGACGUCACUAACGUGGACCAUGUAGGCAGGCUACCGAGGGUUCCACACCAAGUCUCGAAUGGAUGAGGUCGAAAUUGAGAAUGCUGACGAGUGGAAAGGAUCGAUUCGGCACAGAUGUACGAUAACGAGAAGGAAGUUGGCCAGGCGAUAAAGAACUUCCUCUCAGAAAAUCCCGACGUCUCACGAGAAGACAUCUGGUAUACGACCAAGCUGGCCGCCAAUGGCUCAUAUGAUCACGCUCGCAGGUCCAUUAAGCGAAGCCUCAAAUUAUGCGGUCUAGGCUACAUUGACCUGUUCUUACUUCACUCUCCGUACGGCGGAAAGGAGGCUCGACUCGAGUCCUGGAGAGCUAUCGAGGAUGCGAUCGAGGCUGGGGAAGUGCGAACCGGUGGAGUAAGCAACUACGGGAUCAAACACCUGCAAGAACUGUUUGAUUCAAAGCCACGCGUUUUUCCCGCCGUCAACCAAAUCGAGGUACACCCCUUCAACACACGUACGCAAAUUUGCGACUUCUGCAAGGAAAAAGGCAUCGUGGUGCAGGCCUACGCUCCUCUCGUUCAUGCUUUGCGGAUGCAACAUCCCGUCAUAGUCAGCCUAGCAAAGAAGUACUCCUGUACUCCAGCUCAACUCCUUGUUCGCUGGUCUCUACAGCACGGUUAUGUGCCGCUUCCUAAAAGCGUCAAGAAGAGCAGAAUCAUCGAAAAUGUGCAGAUCGAAAGCUUUGAAAUUGGACAGGACGACAUGAAGGUCAUGGAUGGGUUGGACGAGUAUCUCGUGACGGAUUGGGACCCAGUAGACACACCAUAAUGGGCGAACUCGGGCGUGACUCUUCCGGAUCUCUGGCUCAACGUGGGCUGAAACGGUGAAUCACGAGGGCACUUUCUUGACACGGUUUGCUCCAGUUCAAUUUGUGUAAGGAAAUGCCCAUUCUCACUGCCGUUCAGCCUUACCGUGUGGGAUGGCGUUGUCUGUUUGAGCAAGGGAGCGCAAAUUUUCAUGCGAGGCUGAGGAUAUGCAGGCUGAAGGCAGCAAAGUUGCGCGAUACCGGAGAGAGCGAUCCGCGGUCCGCGCGGUGAUCCGUGCGAUCCCGACAAGGCUUCGCGAGCGAACAUCGUCCCCCGUCGCAGUAAAGUUCCAGAAGCAUGGAAGACGCAUCCUUGCAACUUA